Octopus sinensis (East Asian common octopus) is the source of this 1491-nucleotide messenger RNA. RefSeq names its product zinc finger protein 239-like. Bases 598 to 1410 code for a protein of 270 amino acids. Gene Ontology annotation, biological process: regulation of transcription by RNA polymerase II. The transcript has 3 exons. The record is from RefSeq and is a predicted model, not a curated record. Gene Ontology annotation, molecular function: RNA polymerase II cis-regulatory region sequence-specific DNA binding; DNA-binding transcription factor activity, RNA polymerase II-specific. NCBI's taxonomy places the organism in Eukaryota, Metazoa, Mollusca, Cephalopoda, Octopoda, Octopodidae.
UGAGGUUUAAUGCGACAUCGAAAGUACGGCUGGAGACGUAAAGUCAGCUUCACUUGUUCCUAAUUGUAAGUUAGAAUUUUAUUGCCGAACGAAUUGGUCGGUGCCCGAACGUUGCUGUAGAAUAAAGUUGAUAAAACAUUGGUAAAUCUCGAUCUAACAACCAGAUAUUUACUUUGGGAGUUUGGUGAAAACACAUAUCGCAUUCAUUCACUGAUUGCAUCCGAAAACGAAUAUGAGAUGGCAUUGGCAUUGAAGAUAUAUUAUCAGUAUAUUUAUCAUCAUUCACAGACAAAAGGAAGAUAUUAUACAGAGGCGCUAAAACUUUCUCUCUAUUAAAUUUAACUCUAAGUUACUGAGAGUUAGUUCUUCCGACUGGAACAUUGCUCUUCAUUUCUGUAGAAAGUCAAUGGGAAGAUUUUGUAUUCCAGUUAAAUUUGGACAGAUUUAGAAAAUAGUUUACUACUGUUUUCUGAUUCCAACAGAGAUUAAAAGUUAAUGGAAACAGUGCAAUGGAAGGGUUUUCAUUGGAGCAGUAAUAAAUAGAUAGAGGGUGAAAUACCAAUAUAACUGUUGUGUGGAAAAAAAAUUUAGAGACGAAUGGAUUCUCCUGAAGAAUUGCCAAAGAAGGUAGGAAAAUCGUCGUAUCAUUGUGAUAUCUGUGAAAAGACGUUCUCUCUAAAAAGCAGCCUCACAAAUCAUAAACGUAUUCACGCAGAAGAGAAACCAUACAACUGUGAUAUCUGUGGUAAAUCAUUCACCAUAAAAAGAAACUUCACCGAACACGGAUAUACGCAUACAGGGGAGAAACCUCAUAUCUGUGAUGUCUGUGGUAAAUCAUUCCCUCGGUUGAGAACGCUAACUACUCACAAACGCAUUCAUACUGGAGAGACCCCGUAUGAAUGUGAUAUCUGUGGUAAAUCGUUCACUUUGAGACGAAACUUUACCGAACAUAGACAUAUGCAUACAGGGGAGAAACCACACAACUGUGAUAUCUGUGGUAAAUCAUUCUUGCGCAAACAUACCUUAAUUACUCACAAGCACAUCCAUACCGGGGUAAAGCCCUACAAAUGUGAUACCUGUGGUAAAUCAUUCUCUCUGAGAGGCCACUUAACUGGUCACAAACGUAUUCAUACAGGUGAAAAACCAUAUCACUGUGAUAUCUGUGGUAAAUCUUUCACUCAAACAUGCCAGUUGACAUUACACAAAAGACGCGUGCAUACGGGAGAGAAACCCUAUCCCUGCGAUAUCUGUGGUAAAUCUUUCACCGAUGGAAGUGCAUUAACUGUUCAUAAACGUAUUCAUACUGGGGAAAAACCGUAUCACUGUGAUAUCUGUGGUAAACCGUUCUCAUACAGAAGCACGUUAUCUGUUCACAAACGUAUUCAUACUGUGAAAAAAACAUCACUGUAAUGUUUGUCUGUGUAUGGCAGGUUUGGUAGCCUUCAACUAACACUAUCUCCUCCAAGACCCUGCGGCGCAAGUUGACCAAAA